GAAACUUGGAUGCGAUUGUGUUCCCUCAUCUCUAAAAGGAAGAAAGAAACAAAUCAGCCUCUUUUCAACUCUUUUUCCCUUUUUAUUUCUUUUUAGCUUAUCUUUUCUCAUUGCAAUCGAUUGGCUUUUUAAAUAAAACAUGACGGGCAUUAUUUCUUUUGACAUUUUGCCCGAUACUGACCACCUUGAUCUGUUUACGGGAGAUGAUAUUAUACCCAACGAGACUUACAUCCUUCGAGGUCACGUUCGUCUCACUCAUUCACGACCUAUUCUUGUACGUCGGAUCACAGUGCAACUUCAAGGAGUCGUUCGCAGCAUCCUUUCCAACGAUUUUAAAGAACCACCCCUCCAAGAUCCAUGGAAACCCGGUCAACCCUCUUCCGCUUGCUGUUUCCAACGCUUCAAGUACUGGCUUGACCACUCGACAUUACUUGGUUACGAAGAAUCCAUGCAUCCCUUAAUAAACUUGCAAACUUCCAUUGUCCUUCAACCUACUUCUUGCCAUGCUGGUGUCUCACUGUGGCCUUUUGAACUGCGUCUUCCCAAUGCCCACCAACUUCCUCCUUCCAUCACUCUACCUCGUCACUCCAUUUCAUAUUAUCUCACCGCUCACAUAAGUCUCAGCUCAUUAAAAGAUCGCAUGAUGUUGCACUGUCUCGAUUUAUCACAAGCACUCAUUUGUUCUUCCCAACGAAAAAAGCUUCGAUCCAUCCGUCGACCGAUUCGAAUAUAUCAACACGUUCAACCGAGCUUGGAAUCAUUGGGCUAUGCACCUCGAAUGCGUUAUCGAGGAUCGCGCGAAGGCCACGUGCGGUACGAAAUAAGCAUGCCAAAAUAUGCAUGUUUGCAAGACACUGCGUACGUUUUUGUGUGUGGAUUCUGGCCUUUGGUGGAAGAAGCCCGUAUUGCUGCCAUUGACAUAUAUCUCGAACAAAUCGCCAGUUACUAUGCUGGGUUCUAUACGGGAGAGGACGAUCCAUCACCCGACGAUAACGGCAAUAUUCAUCAGAACAAAUCUUUUAUCACUCAUGUCCGCAAAUAUUGUCAAUCUCAAUAUCAUGUGACUGAAUCUGACAAUCAAGAGAUGCUCAACCUUUCCUUAUCGUUGGAUCUGCCGCAACUAUGCCCGGACAUCAAUUGCAAGAAACUGCGCAUUAGCCAUAAACUUCGAUUACUGAUCCACUUUGCCAACAGCGAGAAGGAACGAAAAAUGUCGCUGAGUUUCCCACUGCACAUCGCCACCGUCCCAUCUUGUGCACCUUCAGCACCUGUGAUUGUACGAACGGACGAAUCAUAUCGGCCGAAUUUACUGGAGUAUGGAACGGAUGACAGCGAUAUGGAAGAAAUUCAUAAAUUACCCAGUUAUCAUGAUGUGCUGCAUGAGGGCGCUCCACCAUCACCGUUUCUGGAAGGUGAUACCCGUUUGAUAUACGAUGAAUGGCGGAGCUAGGACCUUCGCAUAUAGCUCUUUUUUGUGCUUCAAUCGAUCUUUUUUGUCUGUACCCGCCCAUCACCCAGUUUUGCACGCGCGCCAUCCAAAGCCAGCACAAAUUGGUUUUCCUUUCGUGUCACCAAUUCACCAUCACUGCAACCCCGCCCAUCACCGAAUAAAGCCUUUUUUUUUAUUUUUUAUGUUUUUUUUUUCAUGUUAUCUGCCAUCCCAACCCAAUAGCACGUUUUUUCUACUUUGCUAUCUCUGAUUUAUCGUUAUCGGUUAUUAUUUGCCUCUUUUUCUCCUUUUUACUUUUUUUCACUUUACUUUACUUGUUUCUUCGUUUUAUCUGAUCAUCGUCUUUAUUAUUAUUUUUUUCACACUUUUUUUAUUGAUAUGGGCAUUGUUCAAUCAAAGCGAAGAUACAAGGAGUCAAAGCAUGCUUCGUAUCAUCC
Molecule: messenger RNA, 1887 nt
Organism: Radiomyces spectabilis
Lineage: Eukaryota; Fungi; Mucoromycota; Mucoromycetes; Mucorales; Radiomycetaceae
Exons: 4
Coding region: 140-1450 (436 amino acids)
Biological process (GO): ubiquitin-dependent endocytosis
Cellular component (GO): plasma membrane; cytosol; cytoplasm
Molecular function (GO): ubiquitin protein ligase binding; protein-macromolecule adaptor activity
Source: RefSeq, a predicted model, not a curated record